This is a messenger RNA of Tarenaya hassleriana, 649 nucleotides long. Its product is annotated as small nuclear ribonucleoprotein Sm D2-like. Lineage: Eukaryota; Viridiplantae; Streptophyta; Magnoliopsida; Brassicales; Cleomaceae. The record is from RefSeq and is a predicted model, not a curated record. Gene Ontology annotation, cellular component: U5 snRNP; precatalytic spliceosome; U2 snRNP. Bases 124 to 450 code for a protein of 108 amino acids. The transcript is spliced from 6 exons. Gene Ontology annotation, molecular function: RNA binding. Gene Ontology annotation, biological process: RNA splicing; spliceosomal snRNP assembly.
ACCCUUCUUUUGUUCAUCGUCUUCGGUUACAGAUCUCUGGAAAACGAAAGCCGGAUUCCGAAGUCGUUUGCAGUUCCAACCUAGUCGGCGAACUUUCUCGGGCAGAGUUCACGUCAAGUCAGCAUGAGUCGGCCGAUGGAAGAGGAUACUAACGUAAAGAACGAGGAGGAGGAAUUCAACACUGGACCACUCUCUGUUCUGAUGAUGAGCGUUAAGAACAACACCCAGGUGCUAAUCAACUGCCGGAACAACAGGAAGCUUCUCGGGCGAGUAAGGGCAUUUGACAGGCACUGCAACAUGGUUCUUGAGAAUGUCAGGGAAAUGUGGACCGAGGUUCCAAAGACGGGAAAAGGCAAGAAGAAGGCUCUCCCUGUGAACAGGGAUCGGUUCAUCAGUAAGAUGUUUCUCCGAGGAGACUCGGUGAUUAUCGUCCUCAGGAAUCCAAAGUAGAGAGAGACUAAGAGGUCCAAUCCUUUUAUGGUUUUUCAUGUCAUGAGAGCUUCUGUAGGUAAUCUAGAUUUCUGUGGCAACACCGCUAUGUUUUUUUAGACCCAUGAACUGUCUGAACGAAAUAUUCUGUACCCCGUGGAGCUUCAUUGAUGUAGCCUUGUUUCUAUCCCUUACCAUAUGCAAAAAUGGGUUCAAAUUC